CUGAUAUCAAAAAGGGUAACCCAGUUCAAGUUUUUGCGUUUCUUAAAUAUAAACAUCAAAAUCCAUGGCUGCUGGAGGUUCCAAAUCAACAGCCACCAUUCUCCUAAUCCUCAAUCUUAUUUUAUAUUUUGUCGUAACUGUGAUUGCUUCAUGGGCUAUAAAUCAUGGGAUUGAAAGAACUCAUGAGACAGCAUCUGUUUUGUCAAUUCCAGCUCGCAUAUUUCCAAUUUACUUCCCAGUGGGAAAUAUGGCGACCGGUUUCUUUGUCAUUUUAGCACUCCUUGCUGGUGUUGUGGGCAUGGGCACCUCACUUACUGGCCUCAAUAAUGUUUCUCAAUGGAAUGAACCCAACCUAUUUGCAGCAGCUGACUCUUCUCUUGUAACUUUGUCACUCACUAUAUUUGCCAUGGGAUUGGCAUGCAAAGAGAUUCAACAUGGAUGGACAGAUUCAUACCUGAGGACUCUAGAAGUCAUCACCAUAGUUGUGAGUGCAACACAACUGUUCUACACGGUUGCUAUCCAUGCUGGGGUUGGAAGUGUUUCAAGACCAAGACACUAUGGUGGAAGAGUUUAAGCUACAGUGCUUAUGUGUUGAUUCUUUUUAUAAAAGUGUAUAUCCAUGAUGAUUGUGGAAUAGUAUUGUGAGUGAUUUUCUUUUUAUAUGUUUCUUUCUCUUUUUGGGUGAGGAUUUCAAGUGCUGGUUGUAAAGUCCAUUGUGUUGAUCUUAAUUAUACAAUGUAAAGUGUGUGAUUUUAUUUCAUCCUGACAAAUAAAUCAAGGCUUUUCCUGUA
Quercus robur (English oak) is the source of this 791-nucleotide messenger RNA. Its product is annotated as membrane protein PM19L. The transcript is spliced from 4 exons. The record is from RefSeq and is a predicted model, not a curated record. Lineage: Eukaryota; Viridiplantae; Streptophyta; Magnoliopsida; Fagales; Fagaceae. The coding region runs from base 65 to 574 and encodes 169 amino acids.